This is a messenger RNA of Passer montanus (Eurasian tree sparrow), 5883 nucleotides long. It is a transcript of the gene MICAL1, whose product is annotated as microtubule associated monooxygenase, calponin and LIM domain containing 1. Gene Ontology annotation, molecular function: FAD binding; protein binding. The record is from RefSeq and is a predicted model, not a curated record. NCBI's taxonomy places the organism in Eukaryota, Metazoa, Chordata, Aves, Passeriformes, Passeridae. The transcript has 26 exons. Bases 1666 to 5067 code for a protein of 1133 amino acids.
UGGGAGGAAAAAUGGGGGAAUUUUAAUGACGGAGCAGGGGGUAGGAUCUAAGGUAGGACUGGUGGCACCUCCAUAUAACCAUGAAGAGUUCAGGGAGCUGCAGCAGCUCUCACUGAUGCUGUGAGUUGCCUGUUCUCAGCACAUCGAGGGGUGCAGAUGUGCUCCCACACAUCCCCUGCGCUGGGGACAGCCCGGGCUCUAAAGCCACAUCCCUCAUGCCCUCAGUCCCGGCUGUAAUUCGCACCUAACGCCCCUUUGCUGCUGCCCGGGGGACAGCGCUGGGCUGGAAGGCACGGAUCAGCCUUUCCCACGGCACCACGAAGGGCUCACAAACAGAGGGAGCUCUUUCCGACCGCUCCGUUCCACACACCCUCCCCGUUUCCGUGUCCGCCCCAGCUCCCGUGAAACACGGGUGGGCUCCACUGCACCCGGAGCCGGGGGCUUGGCAGGGACCAGCACGGCCCGGCCGAGCUGUCCUUCUAGGGGUCCAGCACCGGGAUCCCCAGGAAGGCUCGGGGGGGCUGCAGAUGGGGGUGCCGGGCUGCUCGCCCUGCUGGCCACCGCCGCCGGCAGCGCCACGGGUGACUCAGGGUGACCGACGUGACAACGCCCGCUCGCCAGCUCGCCCCGUGUCCCUGAGUCACCGGCCACAGCCUCUGACAAGCUGUCCCCGUGCGUCACGGCCCCCUGGCCGUGUCACCCCACACCGCAAAUGUCCGGCAGCACCCCGAGCACGCCGCCACCAGGAACCCCAAAAGCGCCCGGCCAGCGGCGAUCCUCGGGGACCCCGGGGGCUCCCCCGCCCGCCCCAAGGUACCCUCACCCCUCCGGGACCGUCCCCACACGGGCGAAAUGGAAACAACCCCCGAAGUUUCCACGCGAGCUGCGGUGGCCGGGGUCCGGAGCUGGCACUGGGUGGGACCCCCGCCCCGGUUCCUCCGGUGUCCCCAGCACCCUCCUGUGUCCCCACACCCCCCCGGAUCCUCCGGUGUCCCCAGCGCCCUCCUGGCCGCUGUCGGCGCAGUGCGAAGGGGGUGAAGCGGCUUGGCUUCAUCACCCAAAUCUUUUCGUUUGCUCGGCGAAAAGUCCGGUUUCUCACGCAAAAAUACAGAAAGCCCAGGCGGGGCUGCGCUGUGCCGCUCGUCCCGCCGCUCCUCCGGCGCGACAUCCGCAGCGGCACAAAGAGGGGUGGCCCGGGGGCCGCCCUGUCCCGGCACCGCCCGGCCCGGGUCCCCCCGGCCGCGGGGGAGGGUCGGGCGGGCGAGGGGAGGGGAAGGCGAGGAGGGGAGGGCAAAGGAGAGGAGGGCCGGGCCGGCGGCCGCUGCUCGCCGAGCCGGAGCUCGUUUCCUGCUCGCUAUCGCCCGGCAGCGCCCAGCUCCGGUCCCUCCCCGCGCCCCGGUCCGUGCCUCAGUUUCCCCUUCCGAGGGGCUGUGGAGGUACCCGCUGCAUGGAGGAAACCACUGACUGCAGCCACAGCCCUGAGGCCACCGUGCCAGGGUGACACCGUGCCUCUCUGGGGGCAGUGCCAGGGUGGCACCGUGCCUCUCUGGGGGCAGCAUCCGGGGACAGUUCCAUCACUGCUGCCACAAAGUGCCAGUUUCAGCAGCACCUGCAGCUGGGAAAGCUGGCACUGGGACGCCAGGUCUGGCCCCUGGGUGACACGGGAUGAGUGUGCCAGCUGACGAGGCGGGCAACCCGGCCCAUGCCAUCUUUGAGAGGUUCCUGCGUGCCGGGGAGUGCCGGGAGGUGCUGGGCUGCUUCCUGGAGCUGUGCCAGCAGCUGGGGCUGCAGGGCAGUGGGCUACAGCUCUACCACGGCCUCAAGGCUGCCCUCAACUACUGGAAUGCCAAGGCCCUGUGGAGCAAGCUGGAUAAGAAAGCUGGGCACAAGGACUACGAGCAGGGCACAGCCUGUGCUGGCACCAAGUGCCUGGUGGUGGGCGCUGGCCCCUGCGGGCUGCGGGCUGCCAUCGAGCUGGCGCUGCUGGGUGCCCGCGUGGUGCUGCUGGAGAAGCGCGACUCCUUCUCGCGCAACAACGUCCUGCACCUCUGGCCCUUCACCAUCCACGACCUGCGCGCGCUGGGCGCCAAGAAGUUCUACGGGCGCUUCUGCACCGGCACGCUGGACCACAUCAGUAUCCGGCAGCUGCAGCUGAUCCUGCUGAAGGUGGCUUUGCUCCUGGGCGUGGAGGUGCACAUCAAUGUGCGGUUCGAGGGGCUCGUUCCCCCCACGGGCAAGGCAGGUGGCUGGCAGGCUGUGCUGCAGCCCAGCUCCUCUCCCCUCACCCACUACGAGUUCGACGUCCUCAUCUCAGCUGGCGGUGGCAAAUUCGUCCCUGAAGGGUUCAAGCGGAAGGAGACGCGUGGGAAGUUGGCCAUUGGCAUCACCACCAACUUCAUCAACCGCCACAGCCGGGCCGAGGUGGAGGUGGCUGAGAUCAGCGGCGUGGCCCGCAUCUACAACCAGAAGUUCUUCCAGAACCUCUACAACAAAACGGGCAUUGACCUGGAAAACAUCGUGUACUACAAGGAUGACACUCACUACUUCGUCAUGACGGCCAAGAAGCAGAGCCUGCUCAAGAAGGGGGUCAUCCUCCAGGACAAAGCGGACAUCGAGAGCCUCCUGGCCCCGGACAACGUGAACCGGGAUGCCCUCCUUAGCUAUGCCAAAGAAGCUGCCAACUUCUCCACCAACUACUGCCUGCCCGAGCUGGAGUUUGCCCUCAACCACCGGGAGCUGCCGGAUGUCGACAUGUUCGACUUCACCUGCAUGACGCGCUCGGAGAACGCGGCGCUGGUGCGGGAGCACAACGGGAGCCGUGUGCUCCUGGGGCUGGUGGGCGACUGCCUGGUGGAGCCCUUCUGGCCGCUGGGCACCGGGGUGGCCAGGGGCUUCCUGGCUGCCUUCGAUGCAGCGUGGAUGGUGCGGCGGUGGGCGGCCGGGACGCCCCCGCUGGAGGUGCUGGCUGAGAGGGAGAGCAUCUACCAGCGCCUCUCGCAGACGUCCCCGGACAACACCAACAAGAACAUCAGCCAGUACAGCAUCGACCCGGCCACGCGCUACCCCAACAUCAACCUGCAGGCCAUCAAAGCCAGCCAGGUCAAGGACCUCUACCUCGUGGGCAUGGUGGAGGUGGACCACAAGAGGAAGAGUGACAAUCGGCUCAGCACAGUGGCCCCUGGAGCUGUCUGUGAAGAGCUGCUGAGCUGGUGCCAGGCCAGCACGGCUGGAUACCCUGGCGUGGCCGUGACCAACUUCAGCACCUCCUGGACCAGCGGCUUGGCCCUCUGUGCCCUCAUCCACCGCUUCCGCCCCGACCUGCUGGACUUUGACUCCGUGGACCCCCAGGAUGCCGUUCAGACCCACCAGAUGUUGCUGGACAUAGCAGAGCAGGAGCUGGGCAUCCAGCCUGUCCUCUCCAGUGCUGAGAUGGCCAGCUUGACAGAGCCCGACCGCCUGGACCUCAUCACCUACCUCAGCCACUUCUAUCAAAUUUUUGGGACCUCUCCAGAGGUGGAGGUCAGCAAGAAGCCACUGUCUCCCCCUGGCACACGAGGAGCCAUCCUCUUCCUCAGCAAGCUGCAGAAGAGCCGGAACCUGGCACACAAACGUGCCCAGGACGGUGCCCAGAAGGACAGCGAGGCCAAGAGGAGCCGCAGGGACGCUGAGCUGGACACGGGGCUGGAUGGAGACACUCUGGACAGUGCCCACGAGCCGCCACAAGCCACCGUGAUGGACCCAGGGCAGCCUCCGAGGGACAGGACGGGGGAGAACAGCGACGCCUGCUACUUCUGCGGGCGCCGUGUGUACAUCGUGGAGCGGGCCAGCGCCGAGGGACGCUUCUUCCACCGCGGCUGCUUCCAGUGCCGGCGCUGCGGGGCCACGCUGCGCCUGGGCGACUACGCCUUCCACGAGGAGGAUGGUCAUUUUUACUGCUCGCUGCACUACCCCAAUGCACCCAGCAUGGACCUGCCCCGGGAUGAGGCUCCAGCGCUGCCUGAUGGGGUAAAGCACCCCAAAGCCCUGGAGGAUGCUGGUGCUGCUGCCCACCCGCCUGGCAGGUCGUGUGUGUCCCCCAUGGAGUGGGCACCCAGUUUGCUUCAGCCCACCCCAGCAGCCCCACAGGCAGGGGAAGAGCCUGGGGACCUUGAGGACACCGCGGAUACUGGUGACACGGAGGAGCAGGAGCUGCUGGCACAGCCUGGGGGGGGUGUGAGGGAAGAGGAGGUUCCCAGAGCAGAGCCCCGAGGGACAGCAGAGGAGGGUGAGGAGAGUGGGGGCAGGAGGAAGAUCGUCCUUACACCGCUGGAGAAGCUCAGCCUGUCCACGCUGAACCUCACCAGUGAAGCUGAGCCUGAGCCUCCACUGAAGCCAGCUCGUCUGAGGCUCCCAGCAGCACCUGAGGCCCUCCCUGCCCUGCGGCAGGGACAAGGCGCCUGGGAGGAGGAGGAGGAGGAGGAGAAAAUUGACAUGGAGAAAGAUUUGGAGGACAGUGACAGCGAGGAGGGGGAGGAAGAGGAGGAGAAAGAGGAGGAGGAGGACACAGGCCUUGGCAUCAUGAAAGAGUUGUACCCAGACCCCAGGGAAGAGGAGAAAUUCCCCACCUGGAAGCGCACACUGGCCCGCCGGGCCAGGGAAUCCCAGAUGAAGAGGUUCUGCAAAGCCCAGGCCAUCCAGAGGCGGCUGGAGGAGAUCGAGGUGACAUUCCGGGAGCUGGAGCAGCAGGGCAUCAAGCUGGAGAAGCUACUCCGGGAUGAGAAUGAGAGCCUGGCUGACCAGCAGACACAGUGGACAAACCAGCUGCUGUACCUGGUCCAGAAGAAGAACAACCUGAUGAGCGAGGAGUCGGACCUCAUGAUCGCGGUGCAGGAACUGAAGCUGGAGGAGCAGCAGUGUCAGCUUGACGAGAAGCUCCGGAGUUACAUGAACAAGGAGGAUGCCCUGAAGACACCUGAGGAUGAGAAGGCUGAGCAGGAGACCCUGAAGCAGCUGGUGGAGGUGGUGAACAAGCGGAAUGUCCUCAUCCAGCUGCAGGAGGAGAAGCGGCUCAGCGAGCUGCGGGCUUGACCUGCACGGCCCCGGGGCCACCAGGUCCUCCCUGGGGACCAGCAGAGUGUGAGUGAGUGAGUCCUGGGCUGAGCACCACCCUGAGCUACCUCUGGAGGUGGCAAUGCCCCAGGUGCCAGCAGCUGCCACAGCAAAUCCAGCUCCCUGCUUGCCAAAUCUGUCGCGGAGGGGCCAGACCCGCUGGUGGAUGCCCACGUGAGGAGACGCCAAGAAGCACUCAGCCCACUUGGGGUGCAUCCUGUGCAUGGCUGGAGUGCCUUUGCCUUGUGCUGCCUGGAAAACAAGACUGGCAGGGGACUGCAAAAGGGGGCUGUGGUGGCUCCCAGCAGCAAGGAGGGACUGGCCACCAGAGGCAGGCCCGUAUGUGCAGGGGCACCUUCAGGAAUGGUCCCUCAAAGCCACCCUGGGACAUCCUUCCCAGCUGAGGGCAUCAUGCCAGUCUGGACUGUCCAUCUCAAGGGACAUCUGGCUGUACAAGUUGGGGCCACUGACAGACAGACUGGGCUGGUCCAGCUGCUCUGCACCACUGCUUUUGGAUGCCACAUCCACGCUGUCCCCAGCUGCUGCAGGAAACCAGGGUCAGAACCCUACCAGGGAAGGGCUUUUUGUCCAGGAGCUCCUAUGGGAAUUGUGCUCAGGACAAGGACAAGGGACACCAGUGGCUGUGCCCUGCUUGCCCCUUUGGGAUUUCUUCUGCUUGGCAAUGCCACCCUGGCCUCAGAUGCCCCUGGAGUCCCUGGCUGUUGCCUCUGUGGCCAAAUGGUGCUCAUGGCACCCCAGAUGUGUUGGGAUGGGGGUUCCAGGCGUAGGUUCCUC